Molecule: messenger RNA, 629 nt
Organism: Hydractinia symbiolongicarpus
Lineage: Eukaryota; Metazoa; Cnidaria; Hydrozoa; Anthoathecata; Hydractiniidae
Exons: 5
Coding region: 100-552 (150 amino acids)
Source: RefSeq, a predicted model, not a curated record
CAGCAAUAUUUAGUUUCGGAACGUACUAUAAAAGAGCAUGAUUCUCCUUAAAACGAACAGUGAGAGUUUCGUGGUGAGAAACAGGUGUCACUUAGCAAGAUGAGGUUCUUACAGUUAUUGAUGUUGUUUGGGCUUGUAGCUGUUCUAUUAGCAGCGAAAAGCGAGGAUGAUAACAAGAAUGAACUAGAUGUUGUGGACGAAGAUGCAGACGACAAGAGCCCUGAAAAAGCUGAGGACACUGAUAGUGAUGAUGAUAACAAUAAUAAUGAUAAUGAGGAUGAUGAUGAUGAGGAUGAUGCGGAUGAAGAUGAUGAAAAGGGACAAGAUGUUAUGAAGAGAGACGAAGAUGAAGAGGACGAACCCAAAAAUGCUAAAGAUCCCUUGUGGUUUGGUCGACGACGCCGCAGCUACUACCGUCGACGAUCCUACUACCGUCGACGAUCGUACUACCGUCGACGCACGCCAAAACGUCGACGAACGCCUAAACGUCGCCGUUCUUACUACCGUCGCCGUUCCUACUAUCGUCGUCGAUUUGGCUUUAAAAAGCUCUAAACAUUAAGUACAAUGUAUAUGCAGAUAUAAUUUGUAUGAGAAAACCAGUUUUAAAAAAGCUUGUCUACUUUUCUAAA